AUGGCGUUCCUUUUUGGGAGAACACGGGCAAGGACAAAUAUACUAGAUCUGUCGAAGCAGGCGAGGGACCAUGUGACGAAGCUGGAGGGGCCGCAGGGGGCUGCGAAGGCCGAGGAGUUGGCAAAGGUACUCGCGCAAAUGAAACAGAUUCUUCAAGGCACACACGUAGAUGCCGAGCCGAGCACAGAACAGACCUACCAACUCGUAACCGGCAUGAUCGAAGAAGACCUGCUCUACCUCCUCGCCAAACACCUGCACCGCCUGCCCUUCGAGUCUCGCAAAGACACCCAAGUGAUAUUCUCCUACAUCUUCCGCUUCCGCCCACCAACGGGGCCCCAGCAGCCCGAGCCGCUCGCCCUCGCCUACGUCGUUGAACAGCGUCCGCAGGUGCUAGCGGAACUAUGCAGGGGGUACGAUCACAAGGAGAGUGCGACGCCAGCGGGCACGGUUCUCAGGGAGGUGCUGAAGAACGAGGCGGCCGCGGCGAUUAUACUGUAUGAUGAUGGGCCGGAGCCUGGGUCGUCGAGUGAGCAUGGGGUGGCGGGGAUCAACCCGGAUCGGCCACAGAGUGGGAGGGGUGUGUUUUGGCACUUUUUUGAUUGGAUUGAUAAGAGCUCUUUUGAGGUGAGCGCGGAUGCGUUUACGACGUUCAGGGAACUCAUCACCAAGCACAAAGACCUAGUGCCGCGGUACUUGGCCGUAAACUUUGACCUCUUCUUCGACCGAUACAACAACAUCCUGGUCCAGUCGAACAGCUAUGUAACAAAACGGCAAUCCAUCAAGUUGCUAGGCGAAAUCCUUCUGGACCGCGCCAACUACAACAUCAUGACGGCGUAUGUCGACCGGGGCGAGCACCUCAAAAUUUGCAUGAAUCUCCUGCGUGACGACCGCAAGAUGGUGCAGUAUGAAGGGUUCCACGUCUUCAAGGUGUUUGUUGCGAACCCGCACAAGUCGGUGCCGGUGCAAAAGAUUCUGAUUAUGAAUCGGGACAAGCUGCUGCAGUUCCUGUCACAUUUUCUGGAAGAUCGGACCGAGGAUGAGCAGUUCAUCGAUGAGCGGGAGUUUCUGAUCAAGCAGAUUCGUCUUUUGCCGCCUGCCCCUGUGCCACCAGUACAGCGGUAG
Messenger RNA from Dichotomopilus funicola, 1122 nucleotides. RefSeq names its product Mo25-like protein. Gene Ontology annotation, molecular function: protein serine/threonine kinase activator activity. The record is from RefSeq and is a predicted model, not a curated record. Gene Ontology annotation, biological process: intracellular signal transduction. NCBI's taxonomy places the organism in Eukaryota, Fungi, Ascomycota, Sordariomycetes, Sordariales, Chaetomiaceae. The transcript has 4 exons. The coding region runs from base 1 to 1122 and encodes 373 amino acids.